Molecule: messenger RNA, 1209 nt
Organism: Sphenostylis stenocarpa
Lineage: Eukaryota; Viridiplantae; Streptophyta; Magnoliopsida; Fabales; Fabaceae
Source: the annotation of a GenBank genome assembly
AUGGGUGAUGAUUCUCGCGUACUACUUCAGGAAAAGAAGUCACUUUAUGCAUCACCCGGUGAGUUCCAAAGCUUGAUAAAGCAGGUUCUUUCAUGGGAUAUUCGGUCAUUGAGUCAACGGAAUCGGCCACAUGAUACUCUACUUAAGAAAGAAAACGAUGAACUAUUGGGUAAUACUUCUGAUGUAGAUGAGCACCAAAACGAAACUCCAUUAGUUCAUGAAAGAGAGCAGAAUGCUUUAAAUUCCAAUGAAGUCAUUUAUCACCUGAUUUUGGAGGGCCUUGAUGUCUCUUACAGAAUUGAUCAUGACGGUAAUGUCAUUGUUGAAAAUAUAUCAACUGCUGUCCAGGACAGUAAGCCUAAUUUCUGUAAUUACUUGACAUGGAAAGACAAGAUGCAUGUCGGAUCCAAAGAUGAAUGGAAGAAAACACGUACCGUCUUCAGUGGCGACAAGAAAAAUGCUAAAAUCAUUUUGAGCAUUGGAAGAGUUGAGUUGGCACCAACUGUCAGCAGCAACAGCAAAUUUCAAAGGGGAGGCGAACCGAGGGGUUUGCCUCAGAGAAGAAGAAAAGAAUCCAGUGGGUGCAGAGAGAAAGUGAGGGCGAGGAAGAAGAUGGGUUCGCCGUCGACGACGGGUGAGACGAAGAAGAUAGCGGUUCGGUCGUCGAUUGUGGACUCGUUUCGCGGUUGUGGUCUGUCCGGGAUCCGAAUUGACAAGGAGGAGUUGAAAAAGCAGCUCACCAUGCCGCAAUACCUGCGCUACGCAAUGCGCGAUUCCAUUCGUCAUAAGGACCCCGCCGCCGGCGAGUCCCGCUACAUCAAGCGCGCCGAAGGUGAAGACUCCGCCGCUCCUCCCUGUCCGAUGGUCGUCUUCAUAAACCCCCGCAGUGGCGGCCGCCACGUCCCCGCUCUCAAGGAGAGACUCCAGCAACUCAUGAGUGAAGAGCAGGUUUUCGACUUAUCAGAUGUGAAGCCUCAUGAAUUUGUACGGUAUGGAUUGGGUUGUUUGGAGAUGUUGGCGGGCCUUGGUGAUUCUUGUGCCAAAGAAACUCGUGAAAGAAUCAGGGUUAUGGUUGCUGGAGGUGAUGGUACAGUAGGUUGGGUAUUAGGAUGUCUCACAGAACUUCGCGCACACGUUCGAGAGCCGGUUCCUCCCGUAGGGAUCAUACCACUGGGGACAGGAAAUGACCUAUCUAGGAGUUUUAAUUGG